AUGGCUUCUCUCAAUCUCUCGUCCAAUGGUCCCUCGAUAUCGAAAAGUUAUCAGACAGUGGUGAAUGCACCACCCCCUUCUGGGAAUGGAGGGUCUCCAACUUAUGGCCAAUGGGCUGUCUACUCGGUUUCUACCCCGCUUGUCAGUGCCUUCCAGCAAGAUGGAGGUAAGGAGAGUGUCCUUAAGGUCCAGAGCACCGGAGAGGGUGAAUUGGCCGAUCUCAUCGAGGAAUUCUCCGAAGGACGGGUGCAAUUCGCCUAUGUGAAGGUGACGGAUUCCAACACCGGUCUUCCCAAGAACGUUCUCAUUGGCUGGUGUGGAGAAGGUGUACCAGAGCGAACAAAGGGUUAUUUUACCAGCCACCUGGCUACAGUUUCCAAGUUCCUUCAUGGAUAUCAUGUGCAGGUCACAGCCCGAGCAGAUGGGGAUCUAACCCCCGAGGGAAUCGUCCAGCGGGUGGCAGAUUCCUCCGGCUCCAACAAGCCUGCUUUCACACCGACUCGAUCUGGGGGUAUCACUCCCAGACCAGCUGCCCGCGUACAGCCCACACCUUCAAGAGCUAGCGUGAAUGAUGAUGGAUGGGGUGUAGAUGCCCCUCCCGUGACCCGCACCCAAUUGGAAAAGGUACAAUCGGCUUACCAGCCCACUAGAGUGAACCUGCAAGAACUCAAGGCGAGCCCCUCAGCUAGUCGCCAACCUGCCGCUACCUCGGAUGAUUCUAGCGAUGUGGUUAGAGGUGGUUACCAGCCAGUGGGCAAAGUCGAUAUUGCGGCAAUUCGGAAGCAAGCUGCCGCGUCCGGUCAGCUGAAAGAUGAGCGCCCGGCAAUUAUCAAGGGCUCCUACGAGCCCGUUGGCAAAGUAGACAUCGCUGCCAUUCGAGCUAGAGCACAGAAGCCGGAAGGCACCAUCGAGAACGUCCCAUCGAGCACCGCAGUCAGCCAACAGCCGACAACGUUGCCAGAGCGACCUGCCCCCUCCAAUGCCUCGGAGCGCUUGACCAACCUACCCAAACCAAAGGUUGCCAACAAGUUUGGCUCUAGCCCCUCCUUCCCAGGAACAAAGCCCCUUCUCCCAGUUGGUCUUGAGCCUAAGCCAACCUCGAGUGCGCAGAUUGGAGUUGCAAGCCGAACUUUUGCCGACGAGGGAGGCAAGACACCUGCUCAAAUUUGGGCAGAGCGCAAGGCCAAAGAACGCGGAGUAGCUUCGUCAUCUGGAAGCACUGAGCCUGCCUCUACCACUGCCCCGAUUCAAAGCCAAACUAGUGGCCAGGGCGAGUGGAAGAGCUCCUAUGCAGGCAAGUCCUGGGCUCCCAUUCAAACUGCACAGGAUAAAUCAUAUGUUCCCGAGCAGCCUGUUGAUGCCAAGGCCAAUGAUCAGCAAGAGGAUGAGCCACAAACCCAUGCCAGUCGCCCUGUUCCUGUCCCGGGGCUGUCCUCUGGGUCCGUUGAGUCUGAGCCCGAACACGAUGCCCAGCAGGUUCUCCCUACUCCUCCACCACAGCCUCCUCGCUCCCCGACACCUCCCACUCCCCCGGUGCGUGAGAGCUCGCCGAUCCAGAUUGCCAUGCCGGUUGGCCACAGCGCUGCUGACAGCGUUGCGGAUGUCCAUGAGGAGCAGCACUCGCCUCCCCCUGCCAUGCCUGUUCGGAGCCUCCAGGAGGUCGUUCCAGAUGAAAAGGAACUUGAGGAUGAUUCUCACGACCUUGGCCGCGCUGCAGCCGCAGCAACAGCCCCUCAGCAGCCCGAGCAACCUAAAGUCGGACCACGAGCUCAGGUCCAAUAUGACUAUGAGAAGGCCGAGGACAAUGAGAUCGAAUUGCGAGAGGGAGAGUACGUGACCGACAUUGAAAUGGUGGACCAAGAUUGGUGGGUGGGUGUCAAUCCUCGGGGUGAGCGUGGUCUCUUCCCUGCCAACUAUGUGGAGAUUGAGGAAGACAACGAACCUGCGUCACACGCGCCGGCUGGUUCCCAUCAUUAUGAAGCACAGCCAGAGCCAGAACCUACUGCUGCCCCCGUCCCGGUUGCACCCACACCUGCCGCUGCCGCUGCCCCAUCGGCGACUACUCCAAGCUCCAAACGUGUCACGGCCACAGCUUUGUAUGACUACGAAGCCGCUGAGGACAACGAGAUCGGUUUCCCCGAAGAUGCGAAGAUUUCCAAUGUGGAAUUUCCGGAUGAUGACUGGUGGCUUGGUGAGUACAAUGGCAAGCAAGGUCUAUUCCCUGCCAACUAUGUUCGCCUGGACCAGUGA
Messenger RNA from Penicillium concentricum, 2250 nucleotides. RefSeq names its product putative actin binding protein. Gene Ontology annotation, biological process: regulation of actin filament polymerization. The transcript has 6 exons. Bases 1 to 2250 code for a protein of 749 amino acids. Gene Ontology annotation, molecular function: actin filament binding. Gene Ontology annotation, cellular component: cortical actin cytoskeleton; site of polarized growth; plasma membrane. Lineage: Eukaryota; Fungi; Ascomycota; Eurotiomycetes; Eurotiales; Aspergillaceae. The record is from RefSeq and is a predicted model, not a curated record.